This is a messenger RNA of Uncinocarpus reesii 1704, 1080 nucleotides long. RefSeq lists its product as uncharacterized. Bases 1 to 1080 code for a protein of 359 amino acids. Gene Ontology annotation, biological process: protein sumoylation. Gene Ontology annotation, molecular function: SUMO activating enzyme activity. NCBI's taxonomy places the organism in Eukaryota, Fungi, Ascomycota, Eurotiomycetes, Onygenales, Onygenaceae. Gene Ontology annotation, cellular component: cytoplasm; SUMO activating enzyme complex. The transcript has 4 exons. The record is from RefSeq and is a predicted model, not a curated record.
AUGGCGCAAGCCGACGGUGCCCAUUCCAUCACGGCCGAUGAGAUCGCCCUUUAUGACCGCCAGAUACGGCUCUGGGGCGUGAAAGCCCAGGAAAAAAUACGAACAGCAAAUAUAUUGCUUGUCACGCUGAAAGGAAUUGGAAAUGAAAUCGCCAAAAACCUUGUCUUGGCGGGAGUGGGAUCCCUAACAAUCCUUGACGAUGCGACUGUUCGCGAAGAAGAUCUUGGUGCACAGUUCUUCAUUUCCGAAGAUAAUGUUGGGCAAAAACGUGCAGAAGCGGCGGCCCCUCAAAUAAAACAAAUGAACCCGCGAGUGCAGCUUCAUGUUGAUACUUCAGAUGCAAAGACAAAGCCUCCUGAAUUCUUUGCUGCCUUCGAAAUUACAAUUGCCACAGAUCUUGAUUUUGAGACUUUCUCCAGAAUUAAUGAAGCAUGUCGAAAGGCGAACCGGCCUUCAUAUAUGGCGGGCGUACAUGGCUUUUACGGCUUCAUCUUCGCGGACUUAAUAGAGCAUGAUUUUGUAAUCGAACGCGAAAAGUCCAACGUCCCUUCACGUACUCACGAGACUAUGACCCGUACGAUUCUGCAUAUAGCCACGAAGGUGGAAAACGAAAAGCUUAUUGAGAUGGUAACCAAGCGAGAGACAUACACCCCUCUUAUUGAGGCAAAUAGUUCACCCUUGCCGGAAGAGUUCACAAAGGUCCCCCGGAAACGCAAGCAGGUCACCCCUCUUCUCACUUGCCUGCGAGCUCUAUGGGAUUUUCAACGGCAAAAUGGCGGUGCCUAUCCUUCGUUCUCACGAGAAGAUCUAGAGAGAUUCACUAUCCUAUCCAACGAACAUCAUCUCCAGCUUAAACUCGAUCCUUCAACCCUCACCGCGGAGUUUCUGCGCAGUUUCCUCCAAAACGUGGGCAGCGAAAUCAAUCCAGUGGUUGCCUUUCUGGGUGGGCAUCUAGCCCAGGAUGCAAUCAACGUGCUGAGUGCCCGUGAACAGCCGCUGCAGAAUUUUCUCCUGUUCGACGGCGAGCGGAAUAUUUCUCCAAUCUAUUCUCUGCACCCUGUUAACAAUAGUGGAUCGUGA